Messenger RNA from Clunio marinus, 2737 nucleotides. Lineage: Eukaryota; Metazoa; Arthropoda; Insecta; Diptera; Chironomidae. The record is from the annotation of a GenBank genome assembly.
GUGAUUGGAAGUUUUGUAAGCAUUUUGUGUUUGUGUAGCUUUAAAUGAAGACGUAGCUCCUGAAAAUCGCAGACAGUAAAGAAAUAUUUUUCACUUUAUGUUGUGUUGAAAAUUGUAGAAGAGAAAUUUUUUUGUUGACAUAAAAUUUGCAUUUAAUUAAGAAAACUGAGUGGUCGAGAGCUGUUGAUAGAAAAUUAUUUCCUCAUUUAAUUCAACUUGAUUUCGAAUCAUAUUUAAGGGAAAGUGGAAACGAAAUUAGAACAGUGAAGGAGAAAGAGAACGAAAAAAAGAAAGAAAAAAAAAGCAACGUUCAAAUGAAUUAAAGCCCUGGGGAGAGUUAUAAACGAUUUUGAAAAGGCGAGGGGAACUGACUCAACAGAAGUGAUCGAGUCACCACUGUGGAAGUGAAGAGAAAAGCGGAAAGUUAGGAAAACUUAUUUAAGGAGAGCAUUCAUUGACACAUUAUGGCAGCUGUGGGUUUCCAACAAACACAAAAAUCCUCCAUCAACUUUGCCCUUUCACUUGACAAGAGCACGGAUGUGGAUAACGAUUUGAGUCAGCGAAUUGAGGAGUUCAAACAUCAAAAUCCUGAAGAAGUAGAAGAACUAAAGAAAUGCAUACAAGAAGUGCUUGGCGAGGCUGAAAAAACAGCUCAGGAGAGGCUUGAAAAGAAAACGAGUGACGAAGCGAAAGAAAAGAACUUGAAUGCUUUUAUGUCAGGAUUAAAGGACAAAAAUAAGCGAGUUGUGACGCGAGCACGAAGUCUUGCUCGUUCUUUGAUCGACACGAUUUGUAAUUGUACCAACAAUGUAUCGAAUCCUCUUCAACAUGCCGCGACAAGAUUGAGAAGACAGCAAACAGCUUACGAGCGAAGUUCAAGUACACCACGACAACAAACAAGAUUUGAGGAUUAAUGUGGACCAUUGACGAAGUUUUCGACUAUUUUUAGACAACUUAUAAGAACAACAUAAUCGACAGUGAAUGUGGUUGAUAUCUAAAGUUCAAACAAAUGAUUCGUAAACAUAAUUUAUGUCAUAUUUGUUAAAGAUUAGGUGAAAUAAUCUAUUAGAAUUCCAAAUGUGUUUGUAGUGAAAUUAAACCCACAAUUUACAUAUGUCGAUUUGUUGUUCUUUGAUUAACAUUUAAAUCCGAGCUUUUAAAUAUAUUUAAUGAUCACACUGAGAGACAUCAAAAAGCUUCUUUUUCUACUUCAAGUGUUUAACUCAAUUGUCCCUUUGUUUUAAUUAAAUCACUCAGCUGCUCAACUAAGCAUACUAACACCCAGGAAAUUUGUAACCUUUUACAAGUCUCUCAGGUGACAUCGACUGUUCAUAAAAAGAGUUUUAUUAUCACUGACAAAUGUUUCCACUUCGUUUACUUUUUAAAUUAUUUCAACCAAAAGAUUUCUUCUUAUUACUUUCCAAUUACUUUAAGGGACGGAAAACACUUCGAUUUCUUCUUCUUUUCUUAUUUAUUUUUAAAAGCUUUUAAACCAAAAUAAAAAUAAUGAAAUGUGAAAUAUUUGAAAGCCCAUCAAAAAAAGAAUGGAAUGAAAAAAAGUCUCAUGAAAAUUUAUGGGAAAUUCAUUUACCUACCUAUGAACAUAAAAGAAUAAAAAACCUAAGUCUGAUUGUUGAUGAAAAUAUGUAAAUGUAAAUUUUAUGCGAUGCGGGGGAGUGGAAAGCAGCCGGAAGCGCGAGAGAUCUUUUUUUUCUGCACGACUAUCCUGAAACAGCUGCACCUCCUUUGUAUUAUUUAUGUUUUAUUUAAAAAUUAAAACAGUAACAACAAAUAUUUGAAGCGCGCUCAUGUAUUUAAUGUAAAAAUAAAGCAAGCUAGGCAAAUUGAUGUGGCAGAAAGUUUGCGUUUAACAACGGAAUUACACGAAAUUUUUGAUGAUGUUGAUUUAUGAAGCAACUCAUUCGCUCAUUCUGUUCAACCAACCAAAUGAGUUCUAAAAUGGAAACUCUCAAAAGUAAGCACCACAUGAAGAGAUAAGCUGAGGUAGCUUUUACAUCAACCCUGAUAUUUAAGAGAAAGUAAAUAUAAACACGCUUUAAAUCAACAAUAAUAACAGCAAAAAAAAGAAGCUCUCAAGACAAUCACAAUCUCUUAAGCUGAAAAUCAUUUACAAUAUUUUCUCUCUCGCUUUCAUCUUUUUUUAUGAUUAUGUAAUCUCCUAGAAAGCUAAGUGUAAUGAAGACAAAAGAACUCUUUGGAAUUAUGUAGCAAGAAGAAAGCAAGCAAUUCAUAAAAUGAUUGAAUAUUUAUGAAGAAGAAAAUUUGAAUGUUUGAAAUGACGAGAGUUGUUGGGAUUUAAUGAAAGUGAGAGUCGUACUUAUUUACUUUGAAAACGAUGACAUCAAUUUGAUUGAGUUUAAAAUAAUGAGUCUUAAGUGGGAUUAAUUAAAUAUCUUCAAUCCUCAGUAUCUCAAUGCUUUGAUGAAAGCUUUAAUUUGAUUUGUAAUGAGUCUAAACAAUGAUAAGAAUUUGUAAUAUUUUUAACUAGAUAUCUAUUUAUAAUUAUCACGCUACACCCACCCACAAUACAAAAAAUGAAAUAUUUAAAGCAAUUUUAAGGAAAUUGGUUGUCAUGGAUGAAAUUGAAAUUUAUUCUGAAAAAAAAGGAUUAGAAAUGUAAACUUUGUUGUGAAUUCCAACAUAUUGCGAUGAAGUAAAGAAGGAAAUAAAACUGGAACAAUAAAUGUACAUGAAAAAUUGUCAUUUUCCCAUCGGC